This is a messenger RNA of Cadophora gregata, 1005 nucleotides long. RefSeq lists its product as uncharacterized. The record is from RefSeq and is a predicted model, not a curated record. Lineage: Eukaryota; Fungi; Ascomycota; Leotiomycetes; Helotiales; Ploettnerulaceae. The transcript has a single exon. The coding region runs from base 1 to 1005 and encodes 334 amino acids.
AUGGCCCACCCUGGACCAGAUGCAGGCGUUGUCGCCGGCGUCCCAGCCAGCUUCGCGACCUUGGUAACCAUGUGCGCCUUUCUCGCCAUCGCAUUCUACAACAUGCUCGAACUCAUCGUCAUCAUCUUAACCACCUUCAAGUCCCGCUCCGGACUCUACUUCUGGAGUUUCGUUGCCGCCACCUUUGGAAUCGCUCCCUACGGGGUCGGCUUUACUCUCAGAUAUUUCGGCGUCAUGACCAUAAAGGGAAUCCCGGUCGUUAUGAUCGCUGGUGGCUUGAUCUGCUUCAUCACAGGACAGUCACUCGUUCUGUACUCGCGCCUCCAUCUCAUCGUUCGCAACACGCGGGUCCUUCACGGGGUCCUAAUCAUGAUCAUCUUCAACACCAUCGUCUUCCACGGCUCCACAUUGAUCCUGGCCUUCGGCAUAAACUGUGGAGACACUAAGCGCUUUCUGCCCUACUUCCUCAUUUUCGAUAACAUACAGCUUGCCGUCUCCUUCGUUCAAGAGUUCAUCAUCUCGAGCAUCUACAUCUACAGCGCAGUCCGGCUUCUCGCUCCCGCCGGCGAGCCUAUCUCCAAACCCCUCAGAAAUCUCUUCAUCCAUCUCAUUGUCGUCAACAUUUUCGUGCUCGUGCUGGACUGCCUGAUCCUCGGACUCGGCUACUCGGGAAACUUCCAGAUCCAGACCACGUUCAAGGCGGCUGUGUAUAGCGUCAAGUUGAAAGUUGAGUUCUCGGUACUCAAUCGCCUGGUGGGAAUUGUGAAGAAUAAGAAUUUGACGGGAGGAGAGCUCUCCCCUGGGUCGGGGACGGGUUGGCGAUUAAAGUCUGAGCAAGAAAGUGGUAACUCGAAGGUGUUGGCAAGUGUAGGGAGUGGGUCCACAGAUGUUACACAUGGAGAGCCGUUUGGGGUGGAUACUAUAAGUAAUUUACCGAAGGAGAACGAGUUGCCGAGAGUAGCAGCUAGAGAAACUAAUAAUAAGGACCAAUCAGAUAUGGUAUAG